Cataglyphis hispanica is the source of this 974-nucleotide messenger RNA. Its product is annotated as centrosomal protein 20. Lineage: Eukaryota; Metazoa; Arthropoda; Insecta; Hymenoptera; Formicidae. Gene Ontology annotation, biological process: microtubule anchoring; cilium assembly. Gene Ontology annotation, cellular component: centrosome; ciliary basal body; motile cilium. The coding region runs from base 346 to 741 and encodes 131 amino acids. Gene Ontology annotation, molecular function: protein binding. The transcript is spliced from 3 exons. The record is from RefSeq and is a predicted model, not a curated record.
AGGUGUCAAACUCGACCACAUGACAUAUGCUCGACACUCUUGCCCAUAGACAUAAUUUGGAAAUUCAUUCGUCAGAAUAAAACGGUCGACCAAUCAGGACAAAAGGGGUAAAGAUUUCUUCUGCUCCGAUUGGUCAAUCAACACGCUACUUUAUUGCGACGAGAAGAUUUUUGAACGCCACCCUGUCCAGCAGGAAUUUUGAAUGAGAGACAGGCGGUAUUUAUUUUAAUUACAUCUAACCACAUCCAACAUUAUAUUUCGGAUUUCUUGGAGUGAUAUUGAGAGUGAAAUACAGCGUGAAAUGGCGACGGAGAAGGAUUUAGUAAAUGGUACAUAGCUACAUAAAUGUUGCAUAUUAUAAAUAUUACGAAAUCAAGGAUUAUGGCAUAUUUGACAACUGUAAGGGAAUCACUAAAGGCUGAUGGAGACCUUGAUCGUAUGAAAGCAGAAAUGCGUACAGAAGUGAUAAAGCUACUAGAUUGCUCCAGUAAAGAGAAUAAGAAAAUUGUUAAACCCUCCCACGAUAUUAUAUUGCUCAAUGAACUUGUUAGGGAGUAUUUGGAUUGGAUGGGAUAUAAAUAUAGCUCUACUGUAUUUAUUGCAGAAUGUGAUCUCCCAAAGCAUUCCUUGGAUCGUACACUUCUUGCACAGAGUCUAGGAGUAAAAGACAAUGAAAAAAGCAGGAACUUACCACUGCUCUGUGGUCUUGUGCAAACAUUUACUAAUUUGAAAAAUACCUAAUUAUAAAUUUCCCAAGCAAACAUAAAUUAUUCUAUAUCCAAUCGUGCUUUUUAAAUGCUAUUUAUUUAUUUCAGAUGUAUGUUACAUAUAGAUAACUUAGAUAUAUCUUUUUAUAUAUACAAAUAUGAAAGUGUAACACACAAAUGUGUAUGUGAAAUGUGUACAAGUCAUAGUAUUCAUUACAAUAAAAAAAAAAAAUAUAAAGAAGAAACAAUUUAAGUCUCAUUUUAAGU